UCACUAGAGCUCUCGCGUUCUCAAUUUAAAAUUAUAUACUUUUUAGAUUGUCUAUUCCAAAUUCUUUUUUUUUUUUUUUUCAAAAUGUUUCGGAUACUGAGAUGUUCGUUGAUUUUUUUGAUAGCGGUCAGCAUGGUCAAUUUUAGGGUGUUCACGAGAGCCAUGUCGACGGUGUCCAAGUCGUUCAGCGCCCAGGGCGUCGUCUCCGAUGUCAUCCCGGUGGCUCCAGCGGCUCUUGCUGCCGUGAAAUACCCCAGCGGAGCGGUCGUGAGCGAAGGCAAUGUGCUCACUCCCACGCAAGUCAAGGACAUCCCGCAAAUCAGCUGGAAUGCCAGCCCGGACAAAUACUACACCGUCGCCAUGACUGACCCCGACGCGCCAUCCCGUGCGGAGCCUAAGUUCCGCGAAUGGCACCACUGGCUGGUCGGCAACGUGCCCGGCAACAACGUGGCCGCCGGCGAGACGCUGUCCGCGUACGUGGGCUCCGGGCCCCCGCAGGGCACCGGCCUUCACCGCUACGUGUUCCUGGUGUACCAGCAGCCCGGCAAACUCAACUUCGACGAGCCCAGGCUACCUAACACAUCCGGUGACAACCGCGGAGGGUUCUCCAUCCACAAGUUCGCGACCAAGUACGGUCUGGGCGCCCCCAUAGCCGGUAACUUCUACCAGGCCGAGUGGGACGACUACGUGCCGAUCCUGUACAAGCAGCUCGGCGCCUAAGGACCAGGCUUGGAUCUUAACAUCUGUAACUUAAGCUUAACACGUUUUUGGGUAGUGGAAUGUCUCGAAAGUAAUAUUAUAUCUUUUCAGUGGUUUGAAUUUUGACCACUACACUAAUAUUUGGAUAUCUAUAGUUCUGAAUUCCGAUUUGGAUUUUCUGGAAUCUGGAAUUUCUGUGACCCAUAUUCAUGACUGAAUUUAUUUAGAAUAGACAUUCGAUACGGGAUUUCAGAUGUAUGCAACUAUGUACCAUUUUUUUUUUAUUCUUCACCGACCCCUAUGGGCAUUUUCAUUUUAACUUAUACUUUAAUGCGCGACUUACGUUGUUUUUAAGUCACGUCUAAACGUGAUUCCUGAUAAAAUGUUUAACAUUGACCGUCAGUUUUGUGACGAUUGCUAACGGGCGGUAACGGUACACAGUCAAGUAAAAACGCCCCUAUGAGACUUAGUUAACCGAGCGAAGCGAGGCCUACUAUGAUCUAAGUUGGCCUGAUAUUUUAACAAGUAUGAUUAUACAAACAUGUUAGCAGAGCUCCAUACUCGAAAAACAAUUUUCGCAAAUAAUCAGUAUUACUAUCCACAAACGUGUUAAUAGCGAGACUUUAGGCGUAUAGAACUUAAGAUUUUUAUUACUGUAGUCUUACGAAUAAGAUUAAAAACAAUAAUUCGCGUCCAAGUCUAUGGACUGAAAUCGUAAAUAAUUGGCAUAAUAAUGUAUUUCUAAAGUUAAACUUUAAAAGUAAAAGAAUCGGCUGGAACGAAUGUUUCCUGUUUUUGUGAAGAUCCAAAAUAGUUUUUAAGCAUUUCAAGACAUUUAUUUGCGCAUUUAUCUCCAUACAUAACACUUGUAACCUGUCCUACUUUUAAAACACGAUUCAAUGUUAGUGUUCUCAUUGGGACAUCAUCACUGUGGCGUGGAUAUGUAAAUCCAUGUUGGUUUAUCCUAGAUACAAGAGCUUUUUAAUCACAACGUAUGCGUAAUCCUGUUCUGGGGGAAUGGCAAUAAAUAAUUAACACAGAA
Messenger RNA from Cydia splendana, 1741 nucleotides. RefSeq names its product protein D2-like. The record is from RefSeq and is a predicted model, not a curated record. The transcript is spliced from 5 exons. The coding region runs from base 85 to 720 and encodes 211 amino acids. Lineage: Eukaryota; Metazoa; Arthropoda; Insecta; Lepidoptera; Tortricidae.